This is a messenger RNA of Eleginops maclovinus (Patagonian blennie), 3408 nucleotides long. RefSeq names its product complement factor H. The record is from RefSeq and is a predicted model, not a curated record. The transcript is spliced from 12 exons. NCBI's taxonomy places the organism in Eukaryota, Metazoa, Chordata, Actinopteri, Perciformes, Eleginopidae. Bases 151 to 1320 code for a protein of 389 amino acids. Gene Ontology annotation, biological process: negative regulation of complement activation, classical pathway.
AAAUAGAUAGUAAUCCAGUGGUGUAUUCAGAUGAGGACCAGUGUUGACCGGCAGCCGAGGGACUCGCUUCUCUGCGUCGCCUCUCUGGGGGAUUUGUACCGACAGAGACAGAACCUGGACCAGAUCUUCAGUGUGCUUCUGUAGCCUGGCAUGGAGGUUUUUCUGGACACCUGUGGACGGAGAACAGUCAAAGCUCUGCUGUUACUCUACCUCUUCGUGGCGAAGGCAGCAGCCAACUGCCCCAAACCUCAGGCAAGGGGAGAUAUCGUCCUAACCAAUGAUGCACUUCUAAUGAAUGAUUUUCCAGAGGGGGUUGAUGUCACUUUACAGUGUGGAAAUGGAUAUGUCAAAGACAGUGGCUCUGGGGUGAUAACCUGCGUUGAUGAUAAUUGGACCGAACCAGAUCUCACCUGCAAGAAGAAGGACUGUGGUCUCCCUAAUGUUCUACCGAAUAUGAGCUUUAAUACCAGUUCCGGUACCCUGUUUGGUGCUAUAAUAAAAGUAAUUUGUGACAAAGGCUUCCAAGUCAGUGGAUCUAGCUACAAACAGUGCUAUGCUUCAGGGUGGGUUGGAAAAUCCACGUGCGAACUUGUAACUUGUGAAAAACCUGUUGAAGUGCCCAAUGGCAAAAGCUCAUGGGUUUCUCAAGAUGAACCAACAUAUGGAGAAAUCAUACAGUACAUCUGUAAUGUAGGAUUCACGCUGAUUGGGAAAAAUAGCAUUAUGUGCAGCGAGACUGGUGAUUAUGAUGCUCCACUGCCAACUUGUGAAGGUACGACGACCAAAUAUACAACUGCAAUGUAUUUGAUAACACCAAAACCUACACCUCCAGCACAAGAUUCCUCUACCACACCCAGAGCUCUCAGAGAUAAAACUGUCACAACCAAAACAACAGCAGCUGUCUCACCUUCAGUAGGAGCUUUAGAAGAACUAAGAAUUGCUCUGAUCGCUCUGUUCAAAGGUGGCAGAGACAUUUUGACAGCUGGAGGUAGAGCUACAACCAGUGUUACAUCAAUGACGUCAUCUUCAUUUCAAGAUAAGCCUGAUGGGGCUGUAGAUCCUAACAAGGACACUGGAAACAUGCCGGUUAUUUUGAGUGUGAUAUGCGUUUCAUUAGGUAAUGCACAAUUGUGUUGUCCUUGGGAGUCAUUUACCCACAUGUUUCAGUUGAAAUACAAAGAAUGUUAUAUAUAUUUUUCUUUCUUCACAGCUGUGUGUAUAAUGGCACUCUUUUUACACAAGUUUCUUCUGAAGAGAAAAGGCUCAUAUGACACCAGAGAAGACCUGAAGCCGGAGUUAUUACAGUUCCAAAAUCUUUAGAUUGCCAGCCUGACAAAGCUCUGCAAAUGAAACUGCGCCUAUCUAUUAAAGAGCAUCUGUUACCCAGGAGGGACUUGCCAAAAACACAGUAGCAGUGCCCCUUCUGAGGGGGAAAAAAGAUAACUCACUUUAAUGUUAUUGCACUUCAAAUGUCAGAUACUCAAAUCUGUAAAAGUACCAUCAUUUAAAUCAAAAUCCACUGACAAGCACUUUUUGUAAUGUUUUUUAUUGCCACUUUAUUUUAGCAGUUGGAAAUACCACUAUAUAAUUGCUAUUUUGUAUGUUAUUUAUUUUAUAGACUGGAAUAAAAUCCUUAACAUAGCUUCCAUGUCAAGAAUGAAGUCUUGGGAAUAUAUUUUUCCAUUUUUGUGUGUGUGUGUUUGGAGUGUAUGCAAAUCUUAAUCCAUUCUUGUAUGUGUUAUUCAUGUGCUUUUUUGUUAGGACAGACUCGUGAAAAGUUGAUUCAAGAGGCAUACAAUGUGGUUUCUUCAGUUUACAGACUGAAACCGCGGCUGUUAAAGAUACAAUCAGCUGCAUUCUUCGCCCUCUGACUUUCUCUUUGACAUUUUCGAUUGUUCUGGGGCUCUAUUUGUUAGCUUCAUGUGCAAAGAUAAUCAGAAACCUUGUUUCUUGAGAAAAGAAUCCAACAGAGUAACUCCCAUCUAUGAACGCUGUUUCACUAGCUACCGUAUUAAGUGUGACGGGGAAUUUCUCAGGUAAGUGAUGAGAAUAUGUCUGACCUUGAGUUUGUGAAUGGACUCAUUGUGCCAAUGGAGCAGAAGCCUUUCAUGUUUGCAAGGCUGGUAUUGUAUGAUACAACUUUUUUUAUAUUAAACAAACCGGACUGAGAGAUUUGUAUUUUAUAAAUCCCUUGUACACCUACCAAAUGGCAGAUAAAUGUCUUGAAUCUUGAAUGUUGUAUAAAAAUAAAAGGUUAGAUAAAUGUGAAAGCUCAUUAUAGCUCUCUUUUGAAACAAUGUUUUAAUUGAACGACAGUCAUACAGUAUUGAGAACAUGACCUUCCUUCUAUUUUUUAUUUUUAUUUUCAGAACUACACUAAGCCUCCCCAACCCCUACCCAUCCCCUCCUGCCCCUACCUUGAAACCCUUUAGAGAUACAACUUCAACAAAAAAACACAGUAAAACAGAAAUAAUAUGAAUAAUCAAAUAAAUAAAUAAAUAUUCAAAUGUAUUGGCAAUAAUUAACAUUAAGUAACACUGCCUGACAGCAAAUCCAAAAAGCAUAUGAAUGAUAUUACUCCAUUCAGGUGUGAGUGUUUUGAAGGUCCUUUUAUCGCUCAUUGAAAGCCAGAAGGAGUAAAGUGGAAAAGCUAUUAAAAAAAUGCAUGUUAGAGCAUUGCUCACAUCUUUCAAUGUAGUCUUUUUGCAAAGAAGCAUUUUUCUUGGGGAGAAUCUCAGGGGUUGCAUUCACUGUUAACAGCACUAAAGGAACAGGCUAUUAUCCUGGCAGGGGGGUGGUAUAGUACAGAGAAAAACCCCUAUUAUGAAAUGUGGUUACAGUGCUUCAUUGUACCCUGGUCUUAUGAAGUGCCAGAGCUUUGAAGUGUGCCUUUUUGGGAUCAAAAGAGAUGAUUUCUUGUAUCUACUUCAAAAGAACUACAUUAUUUAAGUCAUGUUUUACAGUGUGCUACAGUGUAUACAUUCAGCUUUAGCUUGUGAAAUCCUCUGGAAAAAAGAAGAGCGUGAUCAUAAACAGGACGUGGCCUCCUCAUGGUAGUUAUUCAUCUUCGUUGUGUGGACAGACAGUGUAUUAUCAGACAGCAAGGGUUUGCAGUGUUUCUCAGAGAAACCCCGACAACAUUGGUGGUCUUUGUGGAAGUCAUGAACUAUCCUCCAAACCCAGCUGCCAAACAAAGGGGGAAACAAAGCAUUGUGGUGUUGCUCACUGUCUCUAUGUUGUCUGUGGACUGGACUUUUGAUUGAAGAGAUAAGUCUGUGGAUAUUUUACAGUUGUCAACAUUCCGUUGGGGGGACCAAAACCACCAAUGAACUGAACCAAGUAUUUUCUGUGUCCUUUCUGUGAAACCAUUUUGCCUGGAACCUAUUAAAAACACACCAGUAAACCACA